GCGCCAAACAUGCUGUAGAAGAUGCAACUGACGAUGUCAAAGAAUUUCUGGAUGAGACAAAAAAGGAAGCUGUACUGGACGAAGAGCGUGCUAAAGAAAAAAUUGCAGUAUCCUUGAAAGAUGUAAAAGAUAAAAGGGAUGCUGUUGUUUCUGGAGUUCAAGAGACCGCAGAAAAAAAAGUCGCCGAUACUACGAAAGCAGCUAGUGACAAAAUAACAUCGGAAACGAAAGAGAUAAGUGAGAAAGUAGAAUCAACUGUGGUAGAUGUUGUUCAAAAUAUUAAAGAUACUAAAGAUACAGCGAUUAAAGAAGCGGGAGAAGAUAUAAAAUUAGUCAAAGACAAAGUAACUGCGGGUGUUGAUGCGGUCACAAAAAGUGCAGAGGAUAUCAAGGAUAAAGCAGCGAAAGAAGCAAAGAAAGGGAAGGAAAAAACAAGUGGAUUUUUCUCAGAUAAAAAAGAUAAAAUCGUAGAAGAUAUUUCCAAAGAAGCUCAUAAAGUUGCCGAUACAACGAAAACAGUUAGUGAGAAAAUAACAGCAGAAACGAAGAAGAUAAGUGAGAAAAUAGAAACAACUGCGGCUGAUAUUACGCAGGAUGUUAAAGAUACAGUAGUAAAGAGUUGGAAAGAAGAUACAACCGAAGAAAGCCAAAGACAAAACUGGUGGCUUUUAUCCGGUAUAUUUAAAGGCGCCAAACAUGCUGUAGAAGAUGCAACUGACGAUGUCAAAGAAUUUAUGGAUGAGACAAAAAAGGAAGCUGUACUGGAAGAAGAGCGUGCUAAAGAAAAAAUUGCAGUAUCCUUGAAAGAUGUAAAAGAUAAAAGGGAUGCUGUUGUUUCUGGAGUUCAAGAGACCGCAGAAAAAGUUGCGGCCGAUACAAGAGAUGCAAAAGAUAAAACGAUUUCCGUUAUUAAAGAUAAAAAAGAUAAGAUUGUUGAACAAAUUUCCAAAGAUACUCAGAAAGUCGCCGAUACUACGAAAGCAGCUAGUGACAAAAUAACAUCGGAAACGAAAGAGAUAAGUGAGAAAGUAGAAUCAACUGUGGUAGAUGUUGUUCAAAAUAUUAAAGAUACUAAAGAUACAGCGAUUAAAGAAGCGGGAGAAGAUAUAAAAUUAGUCAAAGACAAUGUAACUGCGGGUGUUGAUGCGGUCACAAAAAGUGCAGAGGAUAUCAAGGAUAAAGCAGCGAAAGAAGCAAAGAAAGGGAAGGAAAAAACAAGUGGAUUUUUCUCAGGCAUAUUUAAAGAUAAAAAAGAUAAAAUCGUAGAAGAUAUUUCCAAAGAAGCUCAUAAAGUUGCCGAUACAACGAAAACAGUUAGUGAGAAAAUAACAGCAGAAACGAAGAAGAUAA
This is a messenger RNA of Cataglyphis hispanica, 1350 nucleotides long. RefSeq lists its product as uncharacterized. The record is from RefSeq and is a predicted model, not a curated record. The transcript has 5 exons. NCBI's taxonomy places the organism in Eukaryota, Metazoa, Arthropoda, Insecta, Hymenoptera, Formicidae. The annotation marks the transcript as partial.